CCUCGCCACCCCCGCGUCUCAACGCAACGCCUCCAUCCACCAUCCCGCCAGCCGCAGCGAACUCUUCCAUUCCGGCCUCCCUCCCACCGCAACCACCAUGGCCUCGCCCGAGCCUCCACCGACGCCGGAGACCUUGACGACCAUCCCCGACGACCUCGUGCUUUUGAUACUAGCCCGCGUCUUGUGCAAGGACGACCGCGCCAGCAUGUCCCUCGUCUGCAAGGCGUGGCGCGACAUGAUCGCCGGCCUCAGCGCCUGGACCGAGCGCCCACCGCCCCCGUUCCCGUGGCUCCUCCUCCCCUCGCGCUUCCACAACGACCCCCGCUUCCGCGCUGUUUGCAUACUCAGCGGCUGCUGUGUCCACCCCCACCACAACCACCUCACCAUCUUACCGCCCGGGACGCGCUUCAUCGGAUCCUACGAGGGCGCCUGGAUCUUCGUCCACUACGGCAUGAUGCGCGCGCACUGGCUCCUCAACCUCCGCACAGGCGAAGCUCGCGCCCUCCCGUCCUUGUUCCUGCGCUGCGACGACCACCAGUAUGCCAACGACAUGUUCGUUCUCGCCGCCACGCUCUCAUCGCCACCGGAAAACCCCCACUGCAUCGGCGCCGCCAUCGUCGUAGCGUGGCGGGAUCCAGCGCGACUGCGUCGCUUCCUUGUAUUCUGGCGGAUGGGGAGGGCACUGGCCUCCGAAAUGGUUCUGGACCGCCCGGCGAACCACCGGGGUGUCUACCAAGUGGAGGACGUCGUCCACCACGGCGGGGCCUUCAAUGUGCUGGUCAACCAUGGCGACCACAUCCUAGUGUGCGUGGAGGCCGCCGGGCCCGUGUAUCCAGAAGCUUGGAAUCGGUGGAUGAACACGGAGUUGCUUCUGUUCCGGCCCACUGAGCGUAUCUACGACCAGUUCUCCAUCCGCGGUCGCUACAUCGUCGAGUCCAGAGGCGAACUGCUCAAGGUCUUGAGGUUCAGACCUCGUAAUCAGCCGACAUCAUCCAAGUUCACGGUGUUCCGGGCGACGAAACGGCCACAGAUGCCAGACGCCGACUUCCCCGUGGCUCAGUACCCGUGGGCGUGGAGCGAGCUGGACACGCUGGACGGCCGGAUUCUGUUCGUCGGGUAUGGCUGCUCCAGAUCGUACGACGCGGUUUUGUACCCGGGCUUCAAGGCCGGCAUCUACUUCUUGGAUGAUGGUAAGUUCUACGACGAGGGAGUCUUCUUCCGCAACCACAGAAUCAGGCCGCAGCCCUGCAAAGACAAUGGAAAGUGGUCUGAAGGCAGUGUCCAGCGCUGCUUCCCGACGGCAGGCCCAUCAGACCACUCUCCUCCGGUUUGGCUUCUCCCUUGAAAUAUUCAGAUAGAGUAGCUCCUGAUUCCAAUACUUCGGUAGAUGCAUGCUGGUUGAAAUACUCAGAAUAACAUAGUUGCUAGCUCAUUGCAAUAUUCAGAUAGAGCAGUAUGUAGAUGUUGAAAAUUGAAAUAGACACCUACUGCUUCGAUUGUUAAACCUACAUGUUACUGUACUUUCCAAUUCUCUGUGACUUCUGUCUGUGGCGUUGUAUCUGUUUUCUGUAUAAAUGCAGAGCAAACAAUGGUUACCGUUUAUGCCA
Messenger RNA from Zea mays, 1607 nucleotides. Its product is annotated as F-box domain containing protein. Lineage: Eukaryota; Viridiplantae; Streptophyta; Magnoliopsida; Poales; Poaceae. The transcript has a single exon. The coding region runs from base 98 to 1345 and encodes 415 amino acids. The record is from RefSeq and is marked validated. Gene Ontology annotation, molecular function: protein binding.